This is a messenger RNA of Cladophialophora yegresii CBS 114405, 1692 nucleotides long. RefSeq lists its product as uncharacterized. Bases 1 to 1692 code for a protein of 563 amino acids. The record is from RefSeq and is a predicted model, not a curated record. Gene Ontology annotation, cellular component: fungal-type vacuole membrane. NCBI's taxonomy places the organism in Eukaryota, Fungi, Ascomycota, Eurotiomycetes, Chaetothyriales, Herpotrichiellaceae. The transcript has 2 exons. Gene Ontology annotation, molecular function: transmembrane transporter activity. Gene Ontology annotation, biological process: transmembrane transport.
AUGUCUCUCACCCGGGUGUCGUCUGUCGAUGGCUUCGAGCGAGAGAGGAGAGGCUCGAAUGCUUCGUCGCAUCGAAGAAUGAGCUUCAAUCCUUUCAACGACGCAAUGCCGCCCAAGGACCGCAGGCCUAGCCUGGUCCCGACGGUGAUGAUGUACGAUGAAGUCUCGAAGCAGAAGCGGAUCGCCCAGGUCGUCGUUGCCAUUAUCUACUGUCUUUUCGCGGCUGGAAUAGUCUUCGGCUAUGCGGCUAUCAAACCCGUCCUGAUUGAUGAAGGAGUCUUCAAGGGCUUAUGCACGGCAGAAGAGGUGGAAAAGCAGAUAUCACCUUGCUACCAGCAAGAGAUCCGUCUGAACUUGAUGUUCACGGUUGCAGCAGUCUCAACCAAUGUGGCUGCUCUGCCCAUCGGCACCAUCCUCGACAAAUACGGCCCUCGAGUAUGCGGCAUCAUAGGCAGCAUCCUCCUCCUCACCGGUGCCCUCCUCUUCUCUUUCGCGUCACAGGUUAGCGGUGACAUGUUCACACCAGGCUACUUCUUCCUCGCUCUUGGUGGUCCUUUCGUCUUCAUCUCCUCCUUCCAGCUCUCGAACACCUUCCCACAAAAUUCCGGUCUCAUCCUCGCCCUUCUAACAGGAGCAUUCGACUCGUCCUCGGCCCUCUUCCUCUUCUUCCGCCUGCUCUAUGAAUCCACCGGUGGUAGACUCAAUACCCACCGCCUUUUCCUCGUCUACCUCGUCGUGCCGAUUUUCAUCUUCAUCGUCCAGGUUUUCAUCAUGCCGCGCGAAUCCUACAAGACCGUGUCCGAAGUUGUCGAAGACGUCGAGGAAGAGAUCAACGCGCCUACACCGCCCGAAAUCACCGCUGAAGAACAAACAGUGUACCGCGAACGCAGACAGUCAACCAUCGAAGAGAUUACUGCCCUGCUGGAUAAGUCGACCAACAAGAAGCGGCAGAAGAGAGAGGAGAAGAAAAACACAAAGUCCGGUGUCUGGGGCGCUAUGCACGGAUAUUCCGCAUUCCAGCAAAUCAAGUCCCCCUGGUUCGUGCUCAUCACGCUCUUCACAGUCGUCCAGAUGACGCGGAUCAACUACUUUGUCGCCACGAUCCGUCCUCAAGAGCGGUACCUCUUGGGCUCCGAACGCAGGGCCAAAAUCGUGAAUGAUUUCUUCGACGUGGCACUGCCGGUGGGUGGUGUACUGAGUAUCCCCUUCAUUGGCUUGCUGUUGGACAACACGUCGACGCCGUUUGCGCUGGGAUUUUUGGUCGUGACGGCCACGGCCAUUGGGAUUUUGGGCUGUUUGCCAUACAUGUGGGCUGCCAUUGCUAACGUCUGCUUGUUUGUCGUGUACCGGCCGUUCUACUAUACCACUGUCAGCGACUACGCGGCCAAGGUGUUUGGUUUCCAGACGUUCGGUAAGGUUUACGGCCUGAUCAUCUGCCUGGCGGGACUGUUCAAUUUCUUGCAGUCUCCUCUCGACGCAGCCACACACAAGGUCUUCCACGAAAACCCUAUACCGGUCAAUGUGAUCCUACUGUCUUUGGCAGUUGUUGUCGGCUUAGCCCUUGUGAGUUUUACGGGGUGGAAGGCUCGGACGAUGCAUAGGGAUAUGUUGGAGGCCGAAGCGGAGGGCGCGAGGGAGACGUUGAUGCCCGAUCCGAGUGGGGCUUCGAAUGGCUACGGCACCUCAGCCUGA